This is a messenger RNA of Zingiber officinale, 630 nucleotides long. RefSeq lists its product as uncharacterized. The record is from RefSeq and is a predicted model, not a curated record. The transcript has a single exon. NCBI's taxonomy places the organism in Eukaryota, Viridiplantae, Streptophyta, Magnoliopsida, Zingiberales, Zingiberaceae. The coding region runs from base 1 to 630 and encodes 209 amino acids.
AUGGCACCUUAUGAGGAGUUGUAUGGCAGAUCCUGUAGAUCUCCUACCCUAUGGGUAGAGGUUGGGGAAUCCCAGAUUUUGGGGCCACAGAGCCUUCAGCGUGAUGCAGAGAUGGUUCGUACUAUCAGGCGUAGGUUGUCAGAGGCUCAGGAUCGGCAGAAGAGUUAUGCGGAUCGUAGAUGGAGACCGUUAGAGUUUGCUGUUGGUGAUCAUGUAUUCUUACGGGUAUCCCUUACGAAAGGAGUAAAGAGGUUUGGAUUGAAGGGUAAGUUGGCACCUCGCUAUAUUGGACACUUCCAGAUUCUCGAGAGGAUAGGUGCGGUAGCGUAUCGGCUGGCGCUACUACCAUCACUUUCCGGGGUGCAUGAUGUUUUCCAUGUAUCUAUGUUGAGGAGAUAUGUACCGCACCCUUCGCGUGUUCUCACUGAUGUAUCAGUUGUACUUCAGCCGGAUAUAUCUUAUGAGGAGAUUCCAAUUCUGAUUUUGGACCAUAAAGAGCGUCGGUUGCGGAACAAGACAAUUCGACUGGUCAAGGUCGGAUGGCAACAUCACUCAGAUGAAGAAGACACCUGGGAGUUGGAAGAUAAGAUGCGUGCUGGUUACCCCCACUUGUUUACUGAAGGUGAGUAA